AUCGUCAACUCGCGCAUGGUGCUGGCCUCGCCAGAGACGGCUACGGAUGCCCACUAUGUGCCUAUGGAGGGGUUCAUUGCCCACGAGUACUUCCACAACUGGACGGGCAACAGAGUGACGUGUCGUGACUGGUUCCAGCUAACACUCAAGGAGGGGCUCACAGUGUUCCGCGACCAGUUCUUGCUCUCGCAUUCUGCCCUGCGUUUGCCGGUUCGCUUUCUCUCCCUGCCUCUUUCACCCAUCUCGGCGCCUCACCUCUUUCUGUCCAUCCCAUCCCAGCAGCAAUACUCCAAGGAAUUUGGUGCGAUGGCGUGGGCGGGUGCUGCUGUUGAUGGUGCGCGGGCGGGUGCUUCAGCUAUUCGUCUUGCUUUUGGGAUGGGCUGCAGAAGAGGAGAGGGUGCAGAGGACGAUGCACGCGGAGGAAAAGAGGGUACUAAGGCGGAGGAGAGGGGGCAGAGGAGGACAAGAGCACGGGCAUGGCAGCAGCAGCGGUAUCAGCAAGGGACAACAAGCAAGGGCGGAUCAUCGGAGCCCUCAUUUCCUGGUACGUUCCUCAUCUCCUCCUUGCUCCCAUCUCCUCAAUGCACGGUGAUGUUCCUCUCCACUCUCACCCUCCUCUUCUUCACGCCUCCUCCCUUGUGUUUCCGCUGA
Closterium sp. Naga37s-1 is the source of this 651-nucleotide messenger RNA. The record is from the annotation of a GenBank genome assembly. Lineage: Eukaryota; Viridiplantae; Streptophyta; Zygnematophyceae; Desmidiales; Closteriaceae.